UCAGCGGUGCAGUGUGUGUUUCUGAGUGUGUGUGCAGGCGUCUCGGUUCCAGGUGCUGUCCCCGGUGUAACCUGACCUGCUCUUUAUUAAUAAAUAAUGCAUCUGAACCAGUCAGCUCAUCCGUCAGCUCGUGAGAUAGGUAGCUCCGGCUUAUUCUGCCAUUUGCCCUCCAAAAGGACAGAUACAGACUCCAACACACAACACAACAGAGCUGGAGCUAAUCUGACAGUUUGCAGGUUUAGGAUUCAAUUUCAAGGAUUUUUGAUUUCCCUGUGUCACCUGGAGCGACCUCAACAAUCAUGAAUCCUGAGUAUGACUACCUGUUCAAACUGCUUCUGAUUGGUGACUCUGGGGUUGGAAAGUCAUGUCUGCUGCUUCGCUUUGCGGAUGACACCUACACUGAGAGCUACAUCUCCACUAUCGGAGUAGACUUUAAGAUCAGAACCAUCGACAUGGAUGGAAAGACAGUGAAGCUACAGAUUUGGGACACAGCAGGACAGGAGAGGUUUCGAACCAUCACCUCCAGCUACUACAGAGGAGCCCACGGCAUCAUCAUCGUCUACGACGUGACUGAGCAGGAGUCCUUUAACAACGUGAAGCAGUGGUUGGAUGAGAUAGAUCGUUACGCCUGCGAGAACGUUUCCAGGCUGCUGGUGGGAAACAAGUCUGACCUCGUUAGCAAGAAAGUGGUGGACGCUGCCACCGCUCAGGACCUGGCUUCGUCUCUUAAGAUCCCCUUCCUGGAGACGAGCGCUAAGAGCUCUGAUAAUGUGGAGAGGGCUUUCCUCACCAUGGCCUCUGAGAUCCACAAGCGCUUGGCCAGUGAGGGAGGGGGGAUGCAGAGAGAGUCGACAGAGGCCAGGGCCCAGAGCGCCAAGAUCAACAGCGCCCCUCUGUGGCUGGGAGGGGAAAAACAGAUGCAGGAGGCCAGUAACUGCUGCUGAGCAGGAGAUGUGCUGACCUGUCUACAAUGACAUGUACACUGUUCAAAACAGAGAGAUGUGUCAUUUUAAACACAUCCACCUGUCUAGUUUCUGGACUAUGUGAUUGUGUGUUUCAGACACACACAUAUUGUCAGAAUUUACACGUUUGCUAUUGAACUAAAAUCAUAUAUAAAAUGCAACUUUUCAUGAACAAAGACAUGUUUUUAGCUUGGCUAUAAAAUAUUUUUGAGCGUGGUAUUUUUGAAUUAAGUAUAUUAUGGUAUUUCUGCUUUAAAAAGGAACAAACAGAUGACAGGAAGAUCAGUAACUUAGCCAAAAGAAACCACCAGAGCAGUGUAUGUGACAAGGCCUGGGAAGAGUUUUAGAAAUACAGAGAACAAUUUACUCUGUUACGUCUUUAACUCAAGAUAAAAGGUCAACAUUGCAAAAAGUGGCAUUAUGAAAGUCUAAUGUGAAGAUAGUAAUAUUAAUAUGUGGGAAGAGUUUCAUGUAAAGAUGUGAUUUUAGCAGCUUGAGCUGCUGUUGUUGAUGAAUAUACAGUCACUUACCAUUGUGUGUUCUGUUUGUCGUUUAUGUCAAUAAAAGAUAUUUCACUUGA
Molecule: messenger RNA, 1542 nt
Organism: Lates calcarifer (barramundi perch)
Lineage: Eukaryota; Metazoa; Chordata; Actinopteri; Centropomidae
Product: ras-related protein ORAB-1
Exons: 6
Coding region: 300-944 (214 amino acids)
Biological process (GO): protein secretion; regulation of exocytosis
Molecular function (GO): GTP binding; GTPase activity
Source: RefSeq, a predicted model, not a curated record